AUGAAUACUUUUAAGUAUAACUUCACAGUUUGCAUUUCCACCCUUUUUGGCAACUACAACAAUGUACUGCAGUUUGUUCAAUCAAUGGAGAUGUACAAGCUUCUGGGUGUACAGCAUGUGGUCAUCUAUAAAACUAGUUGUGGGCCAGACUUGGAAAAGCUCUUAAAACAUUAUGAAACCGAGGGGAUGCUGGAGAUCGUUCCAUGGCCUAUCGACCAGUUUCUGAACCCGUCAUCAGGCUGGAAAUUCAAGAAACACAAGGGUGACAUCCAUUAUUAUGGUCAGCUGGCAACACUCAAUGAGUGCAUUUACAGGCACAUGUACCAAUCCAAAUAUGUUCUCCUGAAUGACAUUGAUGAAAUCAUCAUGCCUUACAAACACGCCAAUUUACCAUCUCUUAUGAAGUACCUUCAGUCUGCUCAUCCCAGAGUAAGUGUAUUCCUUUUUGAGAGCCACAUAUUCCCCACAACACAGUUUGAGGAGAGUGGGAAGUUCAAACGAGAAGAAUGGAAUAAUAUUCCUGGUGUGAAUAUCAUGGAACACAUUUACAGAGAACCUGAUCGAAAGAACAUUGAUAAUCCCAAAAAGAUGAUUGUCAACCCAAGGAAGGUGCAGAAAACUUCAGUACUUUCCUCAUUGCAAAAAUAUGGAUAUAUUCAUCAUGUAGCAUUUCAUGUGUCUAGGAUGGUACAUGUGAGAAAUCCAAUGCAGGUGAAUCUUACUAAAGAGCAACUGUUUGUGGACAAAAGAAUGUGGGACUUUAAGCAAAAACUGAUUCCGAAUGUUGACCGGACUUUGAAGCUUUCAGGUUUGUUAAGGCCUCACUGA
This is a messenger RNA of Sinocyclocheilus grahami, 828 nucleotides long. RefSeq names its product glycosyltransferase family 92 protein F13G3.3-like. Gene Ontology annotation, molecular function: glycosyltransferase activity. The record is from RefSeq and is a predicted model, not a curated record. Lineage: Eukaryota; Metazoa; Chordata; Actinopteri; Cypriniformes; Cyprinidae. Gene Ontology annotation, cellular component: cytoplasm. The coding region runs from base 1 to 828 and encodes 275 amino acids. The transcript has a single exon.